Saprolegnia parasitica CBS 223.65 is the source of this 3138-nucleotide messenger RNA. RefSeq lists its product as hypothetical. Gene Ontology annotation, molecular function: microtubule binding; microtubule motor activity; ATP binding. NCBI's taxonomy places the organism in Eukaryota, Oomycota, Saprolegniomycetes, Saprolegniales, Saprolegniaceae. Gene Ontology annotation, biological process: microtubule-based movement. The coding region runs from base 1 to 3138 and encodes 1045 amino acids. The record is from RefSeq and is a predicted model, not a curated record. The transcript is spliced from 15 exons.
AUGGACCUCGCGUCGGCGGCCGCGAUCGUCAAUUCGGCCAAUGCCAAGGGAAGAGAAACAGUCAAAGUCGUCGUGCGCUGCCGACCGCUCUUUGGCAAGGAGAUCACCGAGGGCCGGCAGUCGAUAGUGACCAUGGACGUGGCCGCCGCGGUCGUUUCCAUCAAGUGCCCCGACAGCGACGCGUUAAAGAGUUUUACGUUCGACUCGGUCUACGACGAGCACACGGUGCAGCGACAAUUCUAUGACGAGUCGGGCUACCCGCUGGUUGAAAGUGUCUUUGAGGGCUACAACGGCACCAUCUUUGCGUACGGCCAAACGGGCUGCGGCAAGACGCACACGAUGCAAGGCAAGGACAGUCCCCCCGAACUCCGCGGCGUCAUUCCCCACGCAUUUGACCAUGUCUUCGAAAACAUUGGCGCCGACACGGAGCGCGAGUACAUGGUCCGCGCCACGUACCUCGAGAUCUACAACGAAGACAUUCGCGACCUCCUCGGCGACGACUCGAAGCAAAAGCUAGAGCUCAAAGAAAGCGCCGACGGGGGCGUGUACGUCAAAGACCUCACCGAAGUCGUCGUGAGCGACGUGGCCAGCAUCAACCGUGUCAUGGCCCGUGGGUUCAAGAACCGCACGAUUGCCGCGACGCUCAUGAACGAAGGGUCGUCACGGUCGCACUCGAUCUUUACCAUUGUGGUUGAAAUCAGUGAGAAAGUCAACGGCGAGGAGCACUUUCGAGCGGGCAAGCUCAACCUUGUCGACUUGGCGGGGAGUGAGCGGCAGAGCAAGACGGGUGCGACGGGCGCGCGGCUCAAGGAAGGCUGCAAGAUCAACCUGAGUCUCUCUGCGCUUGGCAAUGUCAUCUCUGCAUUGGUGGACGGGAAAGGAAAACACAUUCCGUAUCGGGACUCGAAGCUCACGCGGCUGCUUCAAGAUUCGCUCGGUGGCAACACCAAGACUGUCAUGGUCGCCGCCAUUAGUCCUGCCGACUACAACUUUGACGAGACCCUCUCGACGCUCCGCUACGCCAACCGCGCCAAAAACAUCAAGAACAAACCGACGGUCAACGAAGACCCGAAAGACGCCAAAUUACGCGAAUACAAGACCGAGAUUGAGCAACUCAAGAUGCUUCUCGCCCAGCAAAAAGCAGUCACGCCGCCCGAUGCCACAUUUCGCCCGACGCCGCCGCCACGAGUUGAACGAUCACCGACGUCAUCGGCCUCCAUGACUCUUGAAGAAGAAGCGAAUUUGAUGGCCACCAACACUGACGGUGUCGCUGUACCGACGACGCCAUCGGGACGCGCGUUGCAGCUUCAGCGCAGCACGACCGAGCGUGAGGAAGCGCUCGCGGCCCAGUCCCAGGCGCUUCAUGAAUCACUGCAGCGGGAAAAAGAGGAAAUGCAGCGCCAGCUCCGGCUCGAGCAAGAAACCAUCGAGAAAGCCAAAGCCGACGCCGCCAGUAUGAUGGAAACGGCACAGAAGAUGAUGCUCGAGAUGCAAACGGUCGUGCGCCCAUCGUCGCAAGAGGUCGCCGAGGUCGAUCCCGACAUCGAAAAGAAGCGCGAAGAGGAUCAGCGGCGGUUCCGGGAGGCCGAAGACACGAAAGCCAAGGCGGCUGAUAUGAUGGCCAAGGCCGAGAAGCUCAUGGCCGAGGCCGUCGCGCGCACCGCGCAGCCGCCCAAGGUUAAAAUUGUCAAGGAAGUCGUCGAAGUCGUACGUGAAGUGGUGCCGGAGGGCCAUCUCAAGGAGAAAGAGGCGCUGCAAGAGAUGAACCAAUCAAUUCAAAACCACCGCGAUCGUAUGGCCAAGGAGCUCGAACAAGCCCAGCUGGCCAUGCAACACCACGUGCGGGAGAAGAGCGAGCUCGCGUCCAAGCUGCAGAAAAUCGGAUCGCAAAUCUGUGGCAAGCACGACUCGCCCGCGGACGCGGAAAUCGCGCUCUUAAAACAGCAGGUCGAAUACCGACGGGCGCAAAUCAAACUCAAAAUGAAAAAGAAAAAAGAAACCCAAUUGGAAAUUGCUCAAAUGGCGCUCCAAGCCGAGAAGGCCACUGUCGAGGACGAGCUCAAGAGCGCGCAGGAGCAAGUACAAGCCAACUCGGCGCUGCACAAAAAGAAACAGCUUAAAUACAAGGCCAAGCUCGAGGCGGCGCGCGAAGAAAUCAUUGACCAACAAGCCGACUUUGCCCGCGAGCGCGACAGCCUCAUGGACACGAUACGUCAACAGACACGCGAGGUCAAGCUCAUGGAGCAGCUCGUUGAGCUUUUCUUGCCCCAGAACGAGCUUGUAAAAGUCUGGGACAAGGCCAUCUGGCUCGACGACAAGGAAGAGUGGCAGCUGCCCCGCAUCAAGCCGCGAAGCGACUUUACCAGCAUGAAGCUGCCGACGUUGGGCGGCGGCGCGUUCACGCCCAUUGACCGCCCGAUCACAGGUGGUGAAGUCGGCGGCGCCGAGGUGUGUGACGGCACCGCCGCGCUCAGCAAUCGGUCGAGCAAGUCGCGCAACAAGACCACUCGGCGCACGACCGAGGUUCCUUCAAGUCGAGGCGACGAGUCGUCCGGCGGCUUGACGCUGCUGCCGUUGGCCGACUUGAGUCGGUCGGUCAAGCUGCCGAGUGCCCUCAAAACGACGCCGAACGAUAUCAAGGGGGACGAUGGGACGCCAAAGCGGUCGUCCAAGUCCAAGCGAGAAAAACGGUCGUCCAAGCACCGCCAUCGCGAGGAUGGGGAGAGCCCCAACAACGGCCUCGGGCAAUCGUUAGAGCCGCUGCUCGUGCACACUGACGAAGCCCGAACGGCGUCGACCGAGCUUGUGUACCCAUUGGCCGGCGAAGAGCACACGGACGACUACCUCCCUCGGGACCGCCUCCAGUCGCGCCAAGGCUCACGCCAAGGCCGACGAACCACGGACUCGAAGACGUCGGGCUUGGGCGAGACGGAAGAUAGACCCUCUCGCCGGCGUCGCAAGUCACUUCCCAAAGCCGGCGACGAAAUCGACGACGUCGACAAGGCAAUCGUGUCGACCAAGAAAAAGAAGAAACGCAAGUCGAUGGUGGCCACCGAGCUCCUUGCGCCGCCGUCGCCCGAAGAUCCCGAUUACGACGACGUGCUUGGUGAAGUCUUCUCGAGUGGCGCGUACCCAUAG